Molecule: messenger RNA, 2554 nt
Organism: Trichogramma pretiosum
Lineage: Eukaryota; Metazoa; Arthropoda; Insecta; Hymenoptera; Trichogrammatidae
Product: pseudouridine-5'-phosphatase-like
Exons: 4
Coding region: 1337-2035 (232 amino acids)
Molecular function (GO): phosphatase activity
Source: RefSeq, a predicted model, not a curated record
ACUCGCGGAUUCCGCAGUUACAGAUUAGAUGAGUUGUGGAUUAGAUUUAUAGAUACUGUGAGAGAAGUGUACGAAAUUUGAUCAUUUCUUAAUGUAUUAUGCAUGUAUUUGACUUUAUUUAAGUAAGAAAAUAUUUGAUUCCGUGUUUAAUCUAAAAAAGUAUAUAGAAGUUGCACGUCCUAUUGCACAUAUAAUAUUUAUUACUUUAGAUGUGUUUUGUACAAAGGUACAUUUUUUUCCAGUUUUUCAUUCAAAAUAGUACCCGUUGCACCUCAGGAGUGAACAACUGAAAAAGCAUCAGAGUAUGUGUGACUUAUCAGCCGAGUCAUCGACGCAUCGCGCCCCUAGAAACAUACCGAGGCUUGUGAGCUUUUUAAAAUUACGACAGAUUCGAACUUGUGUACCGGCGAGUUCGGUCGUAAGCAUUUUUACGUGGUUUUGAAAAAUCUUCAAGAAGUACCUCGAGUUUAAGCAGGAUCUGAAAAAAUCUGAAAAAAUUAUUUUAUUUCUUCGUUUUUUAAAGUUCGCAAAUGGUCCAAAUAAUUCCUUUUUAUUAUAUUGAAAUCAAAUUUUCAUUUUUCGAAAAAUUCGAGUCCUGGUUGAGGCAAAUUUUUCCCUGUCCAACACAAAAUUCGAAAAUACCAUCUUCAGAUGUUUCUAUUUAGUGUAACAUCAACCAUUUCAAUCGGUAUUCUAUCUCUUAUAAGAAGAGCGGAGAUAUCGCAUUCGGAGAUCGCGAUUUGAUACACGAGGAAAGAAAUUUUCUCAUCGUUGCCUCAUUGAAUUUCGUAUAAAAGCUAUAUUCUUGAAAAUCACUUUUAACUUGCGGAAGUUUUCCCUUUUAUUAUUUUUGCUUCGUUUCUCGUAAAUUCUCAAACGAUGAUUUUAUGAACUUUCAGUCAUUGCUUUACCUCUCGUACAAGUAGACCAAAAGUAAAAAUCUACACAAACGAAUCGCUUACGAGGGAGUACGCUUCGUGUCAAAAUCACAAAACUCUUUACUAUGCCACUCUUAUUUGUUGUUUUUUCUUCAAAAAUUCGCUGCUAAAUUAAUCAUCUGAAUUACUAGAUUGAGUAUAAGCGCAUGCGUUUCUGUAACUGUUUUUUACUCAUAAAAAAGCACAACUGCGGCGCUGUGCAUAGCGGUAUUUACGAUACCCCCACUUAAGAACAUCGUUAACAUGAAAGCCGCACUAAGAUCGUGGCAUAUGAAUCAGUGAGUAAUUAUAUUUUGUAGCAACGGUUUACUUAUAUCACGUGUUACAUAGCUGCGAGCUUGACAUUUUCAAAGGUCUUUUUGUCUUUUCAGGAAUAAUUUAAGUUACAGCUGCACAUCAUGGCUUCAAAAGAUGCACUAUUCAAACCAGUCACCCAUUGUAUAUUUGACAUGGAUGGGCUACUCUUGAAUACGGAGGCCUUGUAUUUGAAAGUAUUCAACGAUAUUCUUGAGCCGUAUGGCAAGCGAUUUACUUGGGCCCACAAGGCCGAGACUAUGGGUUUUCAAAGUGCUCAAAUUGUGCAUUACUUGGUCGAAAAAUUUGAAUUGCCCAUGAGCGACGAUCAGAUGCAUCAACUGCUGCAGCAAAAAUACUCAGAGACAUUUCCCACCGCUCAAUUAUUGCCAGGUGUCGAAAGACUGUUGCGUCAUUUGAAGGCACAUCGGAUUCCCAUAGCACUGGGCACCAGCUCUAGCGUCGAAAGCUACAAUCUCAAAACGUCACAUCUUGGAGAAUUUUUCGAUCUGUUCGAUCACAAAGUCAUGGGCUCGAGCGAUCCAGAAGUGAAGCGGGGAAAACCGCAGCCGGACAUUUUUUACGUCGUCGCUCGACGUUUUCCCGAUAACCCGGAACCAUCCAAGUGUUUGGUAUUCGAAGACUCGCCGAACGGAGUCGAGGCUGGAUUAAAUGCUGGUAUGCAAACAGUCAUGGUACCUGAUCCAGAAUUGCCCAGAAAUUUAACUGGUAGAGCUACUCUGGUCAUCGAUACUUUGGAAAACUUCAAACCCGAGCUUUUCGGAUUACCGAAAUUUCAGUGAACGAAUUCGUUCUGGUUUUCCUCGCAUGCAGCCUCAAGUCAAAAUUAAUUGAGCAUUUUUAGUGAAAAAUUAUAAAUUUAGCAAAUGCUAUACGUUGAAAGAAUUUUUAUUACUUAAUAGCCUUACUUUUGUACUUGUAAAAAACUUUGCGAAAAAAUUUCGAUUAGAGAAUAGAUUAGCCGUCAAAAACAGUACCCAAUUACAUGAAAAAAAAGUCGUUGAAAAAUUUUUAACGUAAAUCUUCUUAAAAUAGGUAAGUUUAUUAAGAAAAAAACAAAUGACUAAUGGAGGUUUCUUGAUCAUUCAUAAGUUUUCUAAUAAUUUUUUUCCAUUAAUUACUAAUCUUACCAUCGAAAGGAUGCUCGAAUGAAUUUUUGAAUAAAAUGAUAAACAAGUGAAAUGAAAAAAAACCGCAAAAUAUUAAAUCGUAUCCAAAAUUGGCUGUGCAAAAACGUCGUCACUUUACGUCAAGCAAACUGGGGUGCUUGACGUCAUUGUCAAUGCAUUAUACAAUACAAC